AUGCAGGAGAAAAAGUCGGAGAAAGAGAAGCAUCAGGGACGGCACGAGACCACACGCCAUGGCCAGCAUGGCCAGCACCAAGCCCAGCAGCCAGAGCAGCCGGAGCAGCCCAACCAGGAGCAGACUGGCGAUGGGGCCGAGGAAGGAAGCUGGCGCGACUUCAUCCCGUAUUUUGGACACGCAGUAGAUGGAGGAGUGCAGAGUGGUUGGGAGCAGGCCGCGUGCGAUCUGGAGGCGGCUCCACACGCCUCGCUUCGGGGCGCUUCGCUACGCCCGCCUCUUGUGUUGGCGCAGGUUGCUCCAGACUAUGCCAACGUGAAGGCUCGCGAGGCCAGCCUUCGCGCGGUCUCUGACAUCGAGCAGCAGGAAGCUCGUGCAGCUUCAGCGGCCGGAGCCGCCUUGCGGGAGCUGCGCAAGACUUCGGCGGAGGCAGUCAUCAACAAGGCCAACCGCUGGCGGACUGUCCACGACUUGCUAGCAGGCUCCAAACCGAAGAAUGCAAAGUCCUUGGAGGAGACACUGGAGGCCAAGACCAAGAAACUGGAGCAAUUCACUAAAAGCUACAACGUGUCCCAGAAGGGCGCAGUGGACUUCAAUGUCACGCGCGCAGCUGAACUCUUUGAGGCGGUCAGCAAGGCUCUGGCUAUGGUAGAGCAGAGUGUGGAAGCGCACAGGCACGAUGCCAAAGCAUCAGUAAAGGCUGCCCAGCAGGAUGCACUUGGCCAGGUGCAGAAGCUUGAAGGACAAGCCAGGGCUGCUGUGAGGGCCUGGAGGUCGGAUGGCAGGCGUGCCGUCAGAGCGCAAAGGGAAGCCAACAUGCCGGAGCAACUCUACGAGAGCCACGAUGACCUCAUGCGAGAUGCAGUUGGGGACGCAGAGGGCCAGGCUCAGAAUGUGGCCGAGAGGCUGGACGACAGCAUCAACGAGUACUAUGAGCACUUGGCGGACGAACUUGGGGACCUUUCCAUCGACGCACGCAGCACGGCGUUGAGGCACAGUGCUGAGAUGGCCCAGGACCGUUUGCAAGAGCUUGCCAGAGGUCUUGGGGCGCAGGCGGCGCUGAGGGAGGCUCAGGUCGGAGCAGCAGAGAAGUCCUGGAAAGAGUCACAUGCUCCGCAGUUGCUCGCCGCGCUGCCGCAAUCUACCAACGUUUCCUCCGAGGUCGUGACGGCGCAGGCACAGGAGCAACGAGCUGCUGAUGGCUUCCAAAGCAAGCUGAAGUCUUUGAAAGAAACACCUGCUGAGCACAUUCUCAGCAAGGCAAGUGACUGGCAGACACUUCAGGAGCUUGCUGCAGCUUCAAGACCGCAUGGGGCAGAUUCCUGGGAGAAGGCCCUUGAGUCCAACACUAAGAAGCUCGAGAAGUUCAACAACGAAUCUCACAAGAGCGUCUUGGACUUCAAUGCGUCGCGCGCCGCAGAGCUUGCCGAUGCUGUGAAGAAGGCCUCGCCUCAAGUGAAGCAUGAUUUGGAGGAGCAAAAGCACAACAUGAAGGCCGCCAUGAAGGAUGCACGUCACCGAGCCCAUCAACGCGUAAAGACGCUCGAGGCCGAAGCCAAGACAGCGGCAAAGUCUUGGAAGUUUCAUGGCAGGCGGGCGGUGAAGGCCCAGCGAGAAGCUCGCGUGCCGGAGCAUGUCUACGAGCAGCAUGAAGACCGCGUGCAAGAUGCCGUCGGGGACGCAGAGGAGAAGGCUGAGGACGCGGCCGAGAGACUGGAGGAGAAACUCAGCCGCCACUUCGAGAAGUUGGAGGACGAACUUGGGGACCUUUCCAUCGACGCCCACAGCAAGGAGUUGAGGCACAGUGCCGAGAAGGCCCAAGACCGUUUGCAAGAGCUUGCCAGAGGCCUUGGGGCGCAGGCGGCGCUGAGGGAGGCUCAGGCGGCCGCCCGUUUCGGAGCAGCAGAGAAGUCCUGGAAAGAGUCGCACGCUCCGCAGCUGUUGGACGCGACAGCUGCAGGUAAUCAUCUUCGAGGAAGCCGUUUUUUGGGAUUCUCAGCCGUCUGUGAUUAG
Messenger RNA from Symbiodinium natans, 2013 nucleotides. The record is from the annotation of a GenBank genome assembly. Lineage: Eukaryota; Dinophyceae; Suessiales; Symbiodiniaceae.